CACAGUUUUCUCUGAUUAUUAAAAAUCUGCUAUCGAAUUGUAGAAUACAAGAAAGUGAAUAAAAUACUGUAGUAAAGUAAAGUAACUUCAAAACAUGGACAAAGAAUCUUUACUGGCAUCUUUGACAAGCGAUAAACUUGUUAGCAAUGCAAAGCCUGACGCUGCUGAACAGGAUCUCUUCGGAGAUAUCGCAAUUGAUGACACUCCGCCUCCCGCCAUAUCCGCUUUGCUCGGGACGCCUAGUCGAGCCACUUUAUCUGUAGAAAUCAAAGAGGCCCAAACAGAUGUUAAUAUCCAAGCACCAACCGUGCACACUGAAGCUCCUUCGAUCGCUACCGAGACGUAUCCAACUGCACCUUCUGCUUACGAACCUCCCGCUGUAGAGUCACUUCUUUCGCAAAGCGGGCUGCUCGGAGUAGCAGGCAUUGCAAAUACAGCUCAAGGCCUCUUUGAUGAAGUCGACAAUGAUGAUCGCAAAACGGCGGAAAAAAGAAUGAAAAACGAGCAACGUAUGCGCCAGGAAGAGAUGGGAGAUAGCCAGAGACAAGAAACUGAGACCCAUCGCGAAUUCGGCGAAGAACAAUCUCGGAUGCAGCAGCAGCAGCAUCAACAAUCUUUGGCUAAUUCGGAUAUCAAGCCAGCGCCUGUUCAGGUAAAUGUUGGAUACUCGGCUCCGACAUAUGACCAACAAUCAGCUAUGAUGCAAAGUGCUGUCAUACCGCAACGUCAACUACACAAUCAAAUGGAUGCGAUGAGUUUAAACAACCAAAAUUCAUCAGGCUUCUACAGUGAUCAUAACUCUCCUAUUCCCAAAACCUCUCUCGGUCAUAGAAUAGAAUCACCGAAUGGACACGUUGGACCUACUCAUCAAAACACCAGCAGUUAUUUUUAUGGUACACGGGAACCGAAAAUUCAGCAUCAAUCCCAUCUACAGCAAAAAGGAUAUUCCAAGAAUUUGUCUCGACCCUCUUCAACUGUAGGAAUGCAUAAUUCCACUGAAGACACGAAUUUGGGAAGAAUCAGAAAGUUCAAACUGAUGAAGCCUGAGGAAGUCGCUCCUUUAUACACCAACAUCCGUGUUACCGAGCCUAUGUUGAUCCAAAGUCAAAGCUUUUUAAUAAGUAGCCCACCAUAUUGGUCUUAUCAAAUAACGUCACAAUUGGUGGAUAAUCAAGGGACAUGGUUGGUCAGACGUCGCUUUCGCCAUGUUGUAGCCCUGGAAGAUCGUUUAAGACAAGCUUGUCCUGGUAGUAUUAUACCUCCAAGACCGGAAAAGCAUGCUACUCGUGCAUUAGAAGAAGCAUCUACACAGCAGUCUGCAGAAUUUGCCGUGCAGCGUUCAAAAGAACUUGAACAGUAUCUAAAUGAAGUUGCAAGACAUCCCGUGGCAGGUCACUCUGAAGUGUUUCGACUCUUCCUUGGAUUGCAGGACGACAUCGGUACAGCUUGGCCUGAAGUAUCCACAAAUGCACUCACAAGACUUCAAGCCGUUGGUGCUGGUGUAACAAUGAGGGUAGCCGAGUCGACGAACUUGACAGCAGCAUCGGCUCCCGCUCAAGAGUGGGAAGAAGACGCAGAGCUUCUUGGUCUUUGUAGUUCGGAGAGCUUACGUCUAGGCGCUGUGUCGCAAGCUGUUCCGAAAUUAGAAGGCACUGUGAUUGUUCUGCGUGAACAAGGAGACGCAGCUGGAAUUUUGGGAAUGGAGCUUUCAAAAUCAUCAAAGGUAKUAGAUAUUGACUAUAAAUUUUUUGAAGUGCUUUCCAGUGGCCUUCUACGAAAUGGUCGCCGGACGAAACGUUUGGCAUUGGAAACGAGUGCAGCUAUGGAGAGCUUUCUUGAACAAUACAAGUUGGUUAGGUACGAAAAAAUGGCCAUGCAAGAUCGUCGCCAAGCACUUCAGCGUAAGGCGAAAGAACGAGGGCGGGCUGACGCACGAGCAGUGCACCUGAGUCAGCAGCAACGCCAUCUUCAAGCAAAUGGACAAAUUUAUCAUUUGAAUCAGUUGGAGCAGAAUGCAAUUUCGAUGGAUACUCAGGCACUUGAUGCUGUCAGCGAAGCCAAUGAAAUUGGUGCUCGUCUUCGAUUAGAGAUCAAUCGGGUCGCAAUUGAUAGAAGAAUCUCAUGGAAUAAUAGUAUCAAAAUAAUUGCCUCUAGUAUGAGGGAAGCGUGCAGUGAAAGAAUGGCGAUUUGGGAGUCGACGUUGGAGGCAUUUGAAAACCUCACAAAGAAUGUAGGGCAGAUCGAAUAGGCGCAAUGAACAGAGGCGCGCGAUUUCUUCUCAGUUGAUUGAACUUGUGCCUUCUGAUGAGAUAUGAAUGAGUUCGACAACGAGAUGAUACUCCUCUUUUCUGAAACAAGAAAAUUGAUCAAUCCCAAGAGCUUCCAUUUAGUAAAUACAGAGUACAAAUAGUCAUAUGAAUCUUUUUUAUCGAAUUUCUAUUGGCAUCAUGUUUUGCACCACGCAAUCUUGUUAAACAAAAGCAGACUCAGAUUUGAAUGCUAUCACGCAUGAAAAAUCAAAAAAUUAUCUGGAUACUGACUCGUUGACAGUAGGAAAGGUACUUUAAACGAGAACUGGAACUUUCAGCAUGAAAAUAAUUGGAACUGGAACUUUUUUCAACGGCUGUUGUAAAAUUAUUAAAAAUCAUACCGUCCCCUAAUAUAAACUUACUUAGAAC
Messenger RNA from Pseudo-nitzschia multistriata, 2678 nucleotides. The record is from the annotation of a GenBank genome assembly. Lineage: Eukaryota; Bacillariophyta; Bacillariophyceae; Bacillariales; Bacillariaceae.